ACUGCCUCUCCCUCCGAUUCCUUGGGUUCUUGGGUCCGGCGGCCGGGACUCUGCGGGUAGAAGCCAGGAGCAGCUUCUUUGGAGACGGAGAGUCACGUGAGACCUUCCGGUACUGUGGGUGUAAACCAACAGCUGCGAUUAAGGAAGGCCGGGUUUAACCGUCUCCGGGAAAUGCGUUCCGAGGAGACCGUGGAGUGGACGGAGAGAGUGAAUUCCUAAGAAAAUAAUGGAUUGCAUGUUAGUUGGUCUGUAAGUGAUUGGACUCAUCAGUGUGCCAGUUUGUUUCAAAGGCCAAAAGAAGAUGGCAACUCCUUAUGUCCCAGUUCCUAUGCCCAUAGGGAGCUCUGCCUCCGGUUUUACAACCAACAGAAACCAAAGAAGUUCUUCUUUUGGGAGUGUAUCAACAAACUCAAACUCUUCCAAAGACCUGUUAGAAGACUCAAAUAUGGAUAAUUUUAAACAGACAAGUGUACCUGAUCAAAUGGAUAGUACCUCAUCUGACUGUAGCAGUCCCCUCAUUAGGACUAAAUUCACAGGUGCAGAUUCUUCCAUUGAAUAUUCUUCUAGACCAAGAGAAAGUGAAGAACAAAAUCCUGAAACAGUGUAUUUGGAAGAUAGACCUUCAACACCUACUAUACUGGGUUAUGAGGUGAUGGAAGAAAGAGCUAAGUUUACUGUAUAUAAAAUACUAGUAAAGAAAACCCCAGAAGAAAGCUGGGUUGUGUUCAGAAGAUAUACUGACUUCUCUAGACUUAAUGAUAAAUUAAAAGAAAUGUUUCCAGGCUUUCGAUUAGCACUUCCACCAAAACGCUGGUUCAAAGAUAAUUACAAUGCUGACUUUUUAGAAGAUAGACAAUUAGGAUUACAAGCAUUUCUUCAGAAUUUAGUAGCUCACAAGGACAUUGCUAACUGCCUUGCAGUAAGAGAAUUUCUUUGUCUGGAUGACCCACCAGGUCCAUUUGAUAGCCUAGAGGAAAGCAGGGCCUUCUGUGAAACUUUAGAAGAAACAAACUACCGUUUUCAAAAAGAACUACUUGAAAAACAAAAAGAGGUAGAAUCACUGAAGAAAUUGCUUAAUGAGAAGCAACUUCAUAUAGACACCCUUGAGGACAGAAUCAGAACAUUGUCUUUAGAACCUGAAGAAUCAAUGCAUGUGUCAGUAACAGAAGAAGGUGGACAGAUCCUAAAGGUGGAGUCCUCUGCACUUGAGGUUGAUCAAGAUGUCUUAGAUGAAGAAUCUAGAGCUGAUAAUCAGCCAUGCUUUAGUUUUAGUGAACCUGAACAUUCUAUCAGACGUAGAAGUAGCAGAAGUGGCAUGUAAUGCUGAAGAAGACUAAUACAUCACAAGCAGUUCCUUCCAUUUUUAUGUUUCAGCAAAUUUAGAUGAAUGGCAAAUUAAAAAACAAAAAAGAAUGAAGCAUUUACAAAAAAGAGCAAGACUGCACAUGUAUAAAGUUUACAUAGUUUCUUUAAGUUAUUGGGAAGGAAAUAUGUUCAGUGCUGCUUUGCAUUAUCUUUUAUCCAAACUUUGUAUUUAAUACACUAAAACAAAUCUAGAGUUCUGUUAGCAAAACCCACAUUUGUAAAUACUGGGCAUAAAUUAUUUUGGUGUUUUGCCAAUAUAUUCUUCCAAACUGAUAGUGUGUGCAUGCACUCUGGAUGUGUGUGGUUCGUGUUUAAAUCACCAGUAAAUGGACAUUAAUUGCAUGUUCCUAUCGGAUUGGUAUAUACUUCUGUGUAUCUGUCACAGUAUAUUUUUAUUUAUGGUUUAAAUCACUGGUAAAGAUGUACUGAGUCUUAAAUAUUGACGUGUUUACCAUCUCUAAAUAAAAAUUGCCCCUUUAGAAUGUUGCUGCUAUUUAAAAGAAGAAGAAAACUUUGUAAUACCAAAGGAAAAAUGGAAGAGCUAUAAUAACAUAACUAAAGUGGUAAAAAUAGCUUUGAUUUUAAAAGCUAAUUCAUUCGUAUAAAAAUACUAUAAUAAGUGUCCCAGUUUAUUUUAUUACACUUGUCUAUUUUCUACAUAAUCUUUAUCUUAAAUCUCUGCCUGUAGAAUCAGUGAGUUUGCCUCCUUCAGAAUACUACCUCUUUUUGCUAAUCAAGGCAUACUCUUCUGAAAAUAUAGAUUGUAAGCAAAUAGGGAGUUAUAUAAAAAAUAAAAAGCCAUAUAUACUAUAAAUAUAAAUAGCCCUAACUAUAUUAACUGCCGGCAUUGCAUUUGUUUUUCCAUAUAUGUGAAUAUGUUGCUAUAAGGUAUUAAGACUGAUUUUCUUUUUAAUAUAUUUACCCAGGUGAUGCACUUUAUAAUAAUUAAACUAUUUUGUGCCAAGUUUAAUGGGUGAAUUUCUUUAGGAAGUAAAGUUAGGGAAAAGAAUUAUGUAGUGCCUUCACUGUUUCACUUUUUACAAAAGUCUCGAAGGGUCUGUCUGUGAGUUUUAUGGAAAAAUGUUUAUUUCAGCUUUGCUUAUAAGUGCCUUGUUUCAUUUUUAUAGUAUGAAGUAGCUCAUUUAUUUUCUGUUUUUGCUGUUUUGCAUUUUGCUGUUAAUAAAGCAUUGUAAUCUUGCUAGCAUUUUGAAAUCCCAUUUGGUAUAUGGAACUGCAUAUGCUUCCUACAAACUGAGGGAAACAACUGGGGAAAUAGAAUAACAAUCUCCAUUUCUUUUUUCUUCACCAUCUACAAGUUUAUUAGUAUCUUGGUGUAGAUAUUAAGAUUUGGUUGUUUAAAAUGCUACUGACAUUAACAGAUGCAUAUAAAUUAAUGGCUGUUGUUAACCUUGAUCUAAAAAGGAAGAUGCUUUUUACCAAAGUACAAACAAUUAUAAAGUCUUCAAAAUGCACAGGUAUGCUUUCAGAUCUAUUUUCCACAAAGUGUUUAAAAAUGUGUUUACUAUCUUGGGAGACAGAAAGAAUAUAAUAAACUGAUCUGCUUAUUCAUUUCAAAAUACUAUUCUAAACUUAAAAAGAUUUAAAAAAGAAUAAUUAUUUAAAUUAAUAUUAUUUUUAGUCUAAUUAAAAAAAAUUAUCUUUGCUAAAUUCCAGAUAUUAUAGUUCUAUAUAGUCUCUGUCUUAAAGUGAAGACUUACAAAAUACACUUUCAAAAUCUGGUCUUUCAGAAGAUUGUAUUUAGUUUUGGAUGGGCAAAGAAAAACUCUUGUUAGUUAGAUAAACCAUUAUUAUUUAUAUUUGGGAUUUACUUUUUUUACUUUUAUAAUGGAUUUUUUUCCCAGUAUUAUAUUCAUUCAAUAAAUUAUUUUUUCAAAACAACAGUAGCUGUGUUGUUCAGAUCUUGAAUACAGUUUUCCCCUUUAGUUUCUAUGUUCAUCUCUUAAAAUUAUUGUGAAUUUAAUUAUGGUUAACUGCUGCAUUUCACAGAUAAGGAAUGAGUCUGAUUUUCCUUUUUUUUUAAGUUUAUAAUGCCAAUCAUUUUAAGUCUUUGUGAAUAGUAUAAUGCACUUCAAAUGUAACCAAUAUUAAUAAAAAAAAUUGAACAGAACUGAAACAGAAAAUACUUUUGUGGAUACUCUUUUACCCUUUUAAAAAUUAAGUUCACUUAUAGGUAAUACAGCCAUAAAACUUACCAUUUUAAAAUGUGUUUUUUAUCUGUAUACUAUAGUAAGAUUAGCCAUUUAAAGUGCAUUUACUUAGAAAACCAUGUUCCUCAGAUAAAUCACCUAUGUAGUCUGCCUCACCUGUCUGUGAUGUUAGAAGGAAACAGUGACCCUAGGUCUAAGAAUUAUUUGUCUGGUCUUGAAGUGAAUUUUGUUACUUAUAGGAAUAGAGGAGUUUUGGGACUAUGUUAAAACAAGUUUGUAUUCCCAACUAGUUUAGAAAAAUCCAAAUUUAACCCUCUGGGAGAUUUUCAAAGAGCUACAUAUUUGAUCCUCGUUUUGGUUCUUAAUAACAAGAGGUGGAAUUGCCUUUAUUGCUUUGAAUUUUUUCUUCUCUGCUGUUGGCUUCUACUAGCGAAAACAAUAUCAAAACUUCAAUUUCCAAUAUAUAUGGCUUUUAGCUUGGUAACUACUAAAUCACACCAUAUACCUUUUGUAAGGACUUAAGGGAGAAAAUUCUCUUUGGUCUUGGUACCAGUAAAGCCUGUGCUUCUAAAAGAUUGGUUUUUAUCUUACAGACUCUGUUACUGUUUUCUUCUUUGUUUUGUUUUUGGGGCAGCUCUAAGCCAAAUUAUAGUUCAACUAGAGCUACUAUAUAGAACCCUUAUGAGUAAUGCUUUUGUGUUAUAAGUAUGACUUUAUUUUUCUAUCUGAAUACCUCGUAACUCCAAUUUUCUUCUCUAUUUUAGAUCUUCUAUUAGAACAGAGGUAUUUUUGUACUGAUAAAGUCUCAGAUUUGAAUGACAUUUUAGAGUACAAUAGGUAAGAACUGGUCACAGUAUUGACACAACUAUGGCACCAUUAAGUGGUGCCAGGAAUUACACAAAGCUAAAUUAUUCUUCCCUUUAAAAGAUGCCUUUAAGCAACCUCAGUGAGUGUGGAGUGCUGACGUAGGAAAGAUAGCUGGUGGUAAGCUAUGGUAAGUUCUUGGCCAAGGCACAAUAUUGAUGAACUCAGAUUAUGGCUUUAACCAUAGCUUCAAAUUAGAACAGACUGCACAUUCCACUUUUUUAUAUUUAUCUUUGACAGAAAAGUAGAAAAAUGUCAUUAUCUCCACACAAAACAACGAUAAAAAACUAACAGCCAAUGUCUACUGAACAGAUGAAAGAUAGUGUUUUAUUGUAGUAGGUACAGUUGAAGACUAAGUAUAGACUAAAUACGCUAAUGUAGUGUUUGCAACCUUGUCAAUUGCAAUCAGAGAGAUAUUAGUGUUAGUUGAAUGGUGGCUAAAGUGUUCUGUUCAUGUGUGAAAUGUAAAGCCCAGCUUGGAUGAAACCCAUUACUGGAAGACUUGCUCUAGUAUUAACUGAUCUGCCAGUCCAGUCUUACGGUUCCCCAUAUAGGAGACACCAUUCAUUGACUAACAGUGGUAUUUGUGUUCCUCUUCUCCUUUGCCACCUCCAAACUAGGAGUUGGAUAAACUUAAUACUUGUUUUUCAGCUCUUCUUGUAAUGAGGUUGAGCCUGUUGACUCCAUUAUGGCCAGUGAGACAAAUGGAAGUCUGCUCGUAGCUUCUGGGAAAUCUCUCACUUUUCCUCUGGGAGGGAAGCAUGCUGCUGAUUCAGCCUUUCCCCUUUCCCCUGUUUUGAACUCGGGUGAUGUCCAGAGGUACUGUGGAAACCAUCUUGCAGAUGUGAGGUGUUGACAAGCAUGAGGGGAGAGUAAGAGAAUCACAGAGACUGCAGCCGCUUGUGAAGCCACUAUAAAUUGUAGUUUUUUAAUUGUACCAAGAUAAAACCUAUCUUAAUUGGAUGGAAGAUGGAAGCUCCUCAUUGGUGAAGUCGAGGACGGAGAGCAGGGCCCAAUCUGGACGUCCCCGUGCCACCCUCAGGAGUCUGCAGAGCGGGUCGAGAGGCAUCCGAGGUCCAGCACCUAUGCGCGCCAGCCGGCCUGUUCUGAGAGCUCACAGUGAAGCGCACACAGAGCAGCAGGGUGCAGGGGCUCCAGGAUUGCUUUCAGCCUGGCCAGGAGUCCUGCCCCGGCAUCUCCACAAGCUGGUAGCUCACCUGGUUGGGCAGGUGCAGAGCUUUUAACUCAACAGAAACCUGAAGAUGACUAGAGGAAGGGGGCUGUUGUUUGCGGAGAGGGAGAGAAGGGUAUUUGUUUUGAGCUCAGAAAACCCUGGGCUGGCGUGGAACCACUUCUGCUGUGUCCUGCCAGGUCACAGCACCCCUCCUCCCAGCUACCCUGUCCCCACCUAUGCAGAGGGCUGUCCCGAUUUCACUUCCCCACUGGCAGCAAAGGGCCCACAGAGAGGCCAUGCAGCCUGCAGAGGCAGUGGCUAGGUCUUCUCAAGCCCCUCUUUUCUGAGCCAUCCCCACUGUGGGUUCCCCGGGUCCUGUGGCCACCCAGACUGAGGAGCAAAGAUGGUCAGGGCAGAUCUGCCUUCUUCCCUAUGCAGCAGGCCCAUCUCCCAGCCCGGGUUCCACAGUGACUCGCAGUGGUCAUCAAUUUGAUUUACGGUGUCAGAUGAGGUACGAGUCUUCUAAGUACUAGAGUCAGCCAAAAUGUUUUGUUUUUAAGAAAACUGUGUCCCUUGGCUCCCUAAGUAUUCUGAGGUUAAGGUGUUAGUGUUCAGAGAACAUUGAGAGGCUUCUGCCACUUGCAAUAAAGACUUGAUUUGGACCCCCCCAAAAAAAAAUCAUAAAGAAAAAAUAUAUAGUACUGUACUGCACUUGUUCUUUAAAAUCCCCUUAUAAGUGGACCCACACAAUUCAAACCCAUGUUGUUCAAGGGUCAACUGUAAUGCAUUGUUCUGCACAGCCUGCUCUAAAAAAAUACCAGUGACUAGGUGGUUUAAACAACAGAAGUUUAUUUCAUCACAGUUCUGCAGGCGGGGUGCCAACACGAGGGCAACAGCAGGGCUGGUAUCUGGUGAGGACACCCCCCCGGGAUUGCAGACAGCUGCCUUGGUGCAUGUGCGUGCGGAGUGCACACUCCCUGGUGUCUCUCAUAAGGACAUUAGUCCUCUUGGAUUAGGGACCCACCCUUAUGACCUGACUUGGGCUUAGCCUUGAUCACUUCCUUAGAGGCCGUAUUUCCAAAUACAGCCACACUGGGGGUUAGGGCUUCAACAUAGGAAUUUGGGGAGGACAAAAACAUUCAGCCCAUAACCGUGUAGGAUGGAUGUAACAGCAUUAAAUAUUUACAAAGAAAUUUCUCAUUUCAAAAGAUUAAAGUAGACAGCCUCUUCUUUCAUUUGCUCAUUCAACAAAUAUGGAGCAUCUAUUGUGUGUUGACUUUUUGGUUAUAAAAAUUAUUGAGAAAUACUUGAUCCCUUAAAGGAUCCCUUCAAGGAGUACAGAAUGGUAUGGCUUUUUAUGCAGCUGAUCUGUACAUCCUACAGCAUUGUGGUAAAUGUGAUAAUAAUGUUUGUCUUGGUGAGUUAUGGGGAUGAGAGGUCCAGGAAGGAGGGCAAAGAUUGGCAAGCAGAAGUCUAGAGUUUCAGCUGCUUCUCAGAGAAGUCAGCUCCAGCUUUUGCCCAACUGACAAGCAUCAUUAUCCCUAAUACUUCGUACUUCAUUCAGUACUUCAACUUUAGCUCCAAAAUGCUCUGAUGUCCCACCCACCUGAUGUGAUGUGUCAAAGAGGGACACACAAGCCAUGGUACACACCUUAACUAUUUGAUUUUAACUGAAUGCACAUAUGUUCAUUUGCCGGUGUCCUAAUUGGGGUUCAAGGCCCGUCUUUGGUAGGGCUUCACUAAUGAGUUUCUGGUUGUCU
Messenger RNA from Manis javanica (Malayan pangolin), 7331 nucleotides. It is a transcript of the gene SNX16, whose product is annotated as sorting nexin 16. Gene Ontology annotation, cellular component: late endosome; early endosome. Gene Ontology annotation, molecular function: phosphatidylinositol binding. Gene Ontology annotation, biological process: endosome to lysosome transport; protein targeting to lysosome; early endosome to late endosome transport. The record is from RefSeq and is a predicted model, not a curated record. NCBI's taxonomy places the organism in Eukaryota, Metazoa, Chordata, Mammalia, Pholidota, Manidae.